This is a messenger RNA of Rotaria sp. Silwood1, 1947 nucleotides long. Lineage: Eukaryota; Metazoa; Rotifera; Eurotatoria; Philodinida; Philodinidae. The record is from the annotation of a GenBank genome assembly.
AUGUCUACAUCAGUAAAUUUCACACGAAAUUCUGCUUCCGAAGAAAUCACUAUCUAUCUUGGCAUACCUAUUCUUGGUACUGGAGUUCUUGGUGGAACUCUCAAUAUUAUCGUUUUUAUGAGUCUUAAAACAUUUCGACAAAGUUCAUGUGCUUUCUUUUUAACAAUCAUGUCAUUUGUUAAUAUUGGUCAAUUACUAUUCAGUUUACUUAGUCGUAUUAUGAUUACUGGAUUUGAUGCUGAUUGGACGGACUAUUCGUUGGUUUAUUGUAAGUUUAGAAACUAUUUUCUUCAAGUAUGUGCAUUAACAUCAUAUACAUGUAUGUGUUUGGCAACAAUUGAUCAAUUCUUGGCAACUUCACUUCAUGUUCACUGGCAAAAAUUUUUUAAUAUAAAAAAAGCUUAUGUUCUGUGCAUAUUAUUCUUUAUUAUUUGGAUUCUUCACGGUAUUCCAACAUUGAUUUGGUAUAAUUUGAGUUUAUUACCUACUACAGGAAGAUUAAUUUGUACAAUAACAAACCCAGUUUUUGAUCUGUACAUUGCAUAUGGUUAUUUAAUCAUACUAACUGGUAUUUUACCAAUUUGUAUUACAGUUUUAUUUGGAUUUUUGGCAUAUUGGAAUGUAAGACAAAUACCUUAUCGAACAGUUCCAUUGGUUCGACGUGAAUUAGAUAAACAAUUAACAUCAAUGGUUCUUGUUCAAGUUGUCUUUAAUUGUUUUAUUAUUUUACCAUACAUCAUAUGUCUGUUUCUGGUUGAUACUCUGGAUCCCAAUACCCCAACAUAUUCUGAAAAUUUUAUUCCAUUUGAACGUACCUCGGCUGAGUUUUAUUGGAUUGGUUUAAUUUCAAUCGGUACACCUGAAAAAACUUUUAUUAUCAAUUUUGAUACAGGUUCUACUGAUUUAUGGGUACCAUCAAUUCAAUGUCUUUCUACUUGUGAUAAUAUGCAUUUUUUAGAAAACAAAGCAAAAUACGAUUCAUAUAGUUCGUAUACAUCUCGAGCUAAUGGAGCUACCUUAAGGAUUGCAUACGGUGAUGGUUCGUAUGUCAAUGGUAUUUUUAUUAAUGAUACUGUAACAAUAGGAAAUUUAUCUAUAUUAAAUCAAGCAUUUGCUCAAGCAAACAAUAUAUCAGGUUUUAGUUCGUCAACAUUUGAUGGUGUUUUAGGUCUUGCUUAUCCAUCAAUUGGUACAUCUGGACAGAUUCCUAUUUUUUAUAAUAUGUGGCAACAAGGUCUUAUACCUGAUCCAAUUUUUUCUUUUUAUUUCAAUCCAAAUCCCAAUGUUUAUCCAGGCGGUGAACUUAUCUUUGGUGGAGUAGAUUCCACUAAAUAUUUAGAUUCAAUUACUUAUGUGGAUGUUAUUAUACAUGCCUAUUGGGAAUUUAUGAUGAACAGUGUACAAACAAAUGGUAAAACAAUAUGUUCAAAUUGUCGUGCUAUUUUGGAUACUGGUACAACAUUAAUUGUUGGACCAUCAAAUCAAAUAGCAUUACUUAAUUAUGCUAUUGGAGGAACGUAUGAUCAUGAGAUUGGAUUAUACACAGUUGAUUGUUAUACUCGUUUAUUAUCUGAUUUUCCUGAUGUGGAAUUUUCAAUUGGUAAUAUGACAUUUAUAUUGUCAGUAUUACAAUAUUUACUUAUUUUAAAAGAUAGUGAUAAUUAUAUAUGUUAUACCGUUUUUCAAGGUGUUAAUUUACGUGAUAAUCGUGGAAAUUUAAUAUGGAUUCUUGGUGAUUAUUUUCUUAGUCGUUUUUAUUCGAUUUAUAAUGUUAAUCGUAAUCAAAUUGGUCUUGCUAAAUCAAUAUCCUAUAGUUAUUCACAAAUACAUCCGAAAUCAUUAUUUGGAAAUUCGAGUAAUAAAAAUUAUUUUCAAAAUAUUUUUCAAUUAUUUAUUUAUGUGAUUAUUUUUCUUAUAAGAAAUAUUCUUUUUUUUUUAAAUAUAUAA